UGUUCUUGCAGUUUUCUGCAAAUACACCUUGAUCUAACAAUUUGAAGGAUGGCUUUUUCACCUUCCUUCACUUGCAAAAAUACGCCUAAUGUUUCUCAGUUUGGCCUAACAUCUCUCACAUAUAUAGCCUCUCGAACAUGUAGAAAAAACCUACAUUUACCUUGUGGGAAUGAAGUUAAACUCGAGCCUAAUUUCGGGACAUCAAAUUUGAGGAAAUGUAUCAGCCACCAGAGGAAGCCCAGGAUGAGCACCACAUUAGCAGCAGACUCUGACGUUAAUCAUGAGAUUCACUUCUUGUCUGAUAUCGUCGAGAAAUUUUACAAAUGCAUCAAUCAGGACAACAGGAAGGGGCUAGAAGAUCUCAUCUCUAGAGAUUGUCAGCUUGAGGAUUCGGCUUUCCCCUAUACAAUCAAAGGGAAGAAGGAAGUUAUGCGCUUGUUAAGUCAAUUAACUGAAUCUAUGGGCAAAAAUGUUAUGUUCAAAUUAGGAACUGUUUGUGAAGGAAACGAUGAGCUCACAGCUUCUGUGAAUUGGCAUUUAGAGUGGGAGGAGUCACAAAUCCCUUUCUCUAAAGGCUGCAGUUUUUUCCAGUUCUCGAAUGAAGGCGAUAAACUUGUAAUAAGGAAACUACAGAACAUAACAGAGUCCCCUGUAAAACCGGGUAUAUUAGCUAUGGCUUUGCUUAAGAUUAUCAGAUCACUUUUCGACGAAUUCCCUAAGGCAGCAAAAUGGUUUCUAAACAGUCCAAAUAUCAUACUCCGUGCAGUGUUGAGCAUAUACAGUUUAUUCAUAGCCCCCUUUGUAAACCCAGUUAUAACAUUCUACAUCACACUAUGGAAUAUUGUGGCUCGGACACUUGGCUAUGUGAUGAGUUUUUUGCACAUCAUUGGAAGAAUUUUUAAUAAAAACUCUUCAUCAACUGACAUUUCAUCGACUGAGAUUGAUAAACCAUCUACUGUCAUUGCUAAUGAUACCUCAACUAUGGAAACUGAGCAGGAACCCAGCAGUUUGCCGGAACAAACUUAGGCAUUGCAAGUGCUGUCCUGUUUCGACCAAGAGUCCAACAUAGUAAGGGUAACAAACGGUCCGAAAAUGGGAGGAAGCGGAGGCAGCCAGAUGAAGGCCACAAUUGUUCUCCUUAACUUACCACUAUUCAUUUCAAUUAUUUUUCAGCUCCAACAAAGGAACAAUACCACCUGUUGUAGAUACCAAUAUAGUAAAUGUAAUAGACCUACAAGUUUAUUUGCUCUUCAUUGAGUUUGGUUAUGAUUUUUCUUGUAUCAUUUGAACUCAAUGUCAGUUGCAUCUUUUGAGCUGCUCUACAUUGCUAUAAGGUAUUUGUAAAAACUACAUUAUAAAAUGAAAAGUAU
This is a messenger RNA of Chenopodium quinoa (quinoa), 1370 nucleotides long. RefSeq lists its product as uncharacterized. The record is from RefSeq and is a predicted model, not a curated record. The coding region runs from base 49 to 1026 and encodes 325 amino acids. Lineage: Eukaryota; Viridiplantae; Streptophyta; Magnoliopsida; Caryophyllales; Amaranthaceae. The transcript is spliced from 6 exons.